GUGAGGGAGGAAAGUUCUCUCAGCGAUUGUACUGAAGGUGAAACUUUUUGACUAAAAAACAAACAGGUGUGACUGCACCAUUAGACUUCAAGGUAUGAUAGAGACAUUUGUCUGUGGGUACGUGAAAAGUUUAAACAGGGUGUUAAACGCUUACUGUAAUGAGGUAAAUAGUGAAUAUGAGCCGCUCUGAAAUGUGGACACACUUCAGCUAAAGCAGCAGAUAUGUUUAUAUGAGGAACAGAAAAGGAUUUUAUUAGUUUGAAUCUACAGAAAGAGAUAAAGAUGGCGACUGCAAGCAAUGAGUUUAAACUCAUUGGUCCCAGUGAUAUAGAGUGGUAUAAUCCCUCUGCUGUCACUCUCUCAUGUCGUCUGUCUCCUGAAAUCAGUGCUGUUAACAUGGAGAUCCGGUGGUUUAAGGGGACAGACUGUGUUUGUGUCUAUAAGAACAGACAGGUGACAGAGGGGAGAGGUUACGAGGGCAGAGUGAGUCUGUUCACUCAGGAGCUGGAGAGAGGAAACGUCUCCUUACAGCUGAGAGACUGUAAAUGGUCAGAUAGAGGAGAUUACCUGUGUCAGGUCACUGCUGGAGACAGAACAGAGGAGAUUACAGUAUACAUGGCCUUGUUCCAAAACCAGCACAGUAAGGUGCAAAUCUGGAGAACACAAACUGCAUUGUCUUUGGAACUGUGUUGUGCUGAAAUGAUCGACUGAACAGCCGACAACAUGAAAUGAGAAGCUGCUGCUCAAGUGAAAGACUCACACUACACUGUAGACACUCAUCUUUCAUUAGCCGUGUUUACACACAAAGAUUUUACCAGUCUGAACGAAUUUAGUCAGACUGCAGAUUCCUAAUAAACUAUUUAUGUGUGUCCUGAAAUGGACAAUUUUCAUUUAUAUGCAUGUUACAUGUGAUCUGAUCCAAAGUUAUCUUCAUGCUGGGAGGGCAGUAUAGUGUUAACAUUACCACAACAACAAGGAGCACGUGAGAGCAAAAACCUAGUGUGAUUUUUAAAUGGACAGAGUUUGUGACUGCAAUAAAGUUUCUCAACAUUCCAUAUUUCCCGACAUUCAGGAGCACAGAUAAAUAUACUGUUGAAAAUAACAUAAAGGUUUUAUUAAAACUUUUCCUCCUGAUUUCACCGUGUGUAUGUUCUGCAUCUUCACUGAAUAUCUGACAAAUUUCAAAUGCUGAACAGACAUUACUGAGGUCAGUUCCUGUCCCUCUUCUACCUUCUACCAAAUGUUUGAUGUCAGUCGAGACUCACAGUUAGAUUUGUGAGAUACAACAAUCUUAUCAUCCUUACACGAUAUUUAAUUUCCACAAUAUUCAGUGACGUUUGUUGCAGAUUAUAUUAUAUUACCUAACCUAGCACAUUUUGCAUAGGAGCUCUGCUAAAACAUUGGAGUCACUAUUGUUAGAGGGCUAAGGGGUUAAUUUAGGUGCACUGCAUUAUGGGUAUUGUAGUUUGAGGUGGGGGUUGGUGCUGUGAGUGUGUGUGAGGUGCAGAGAGACAGUGACUCUCCUCUUUUUAUUCUUCUAGCAUAUUUUCAUUGUUCUGUCUUAUAAUUGUGAAGGGAAAAGACCUGAAAAUAUGGAAAUUACUGAGUGGCGGAAAUUUUGGAGUGCUAAAGCCCUGGAGCUCUCUGAGUAGAGUGGAGCCUCAUGACCAUGGUCUAGAGCUGGAAAUCAGUUAAGAUAGUACGAAUUAUCACUCAAACGUAGGCUAAGAGCAGUCUUUUUCUUCCCAAUUAAUGGCAGAUUAGCCAAUUGACAUGUGACUCUGGAAUGAUAUGUGCAUUUAGAUUCAUAUUUAACAUAUACAUUUACCAUUUAUAUUUACAUUCAAAUUUUACACAAACUUAUAACUUUUCAAUAGAAAGUGUAAAUGCUAAAUAUAAAUGUUAAAUAUAAGUCUAAGAUUACAUUUAGAGGCCUGACCUACCCAAAAAACACUCUUCUAGGUGUUACACCGUGGUAUUGUUAACAUUAUUCACACACAAAAAAAAGUUCCCGCUCAAUAGGAGCUGUCACUUUCAGAGGCUCUGUAUAGCUUUAUAUGAAACUCUGUAUAGCUCUAUAUGAAGCUCUGUAUAGAGUUAUAUGAAGCUCUGUAUAGAUUUAUAUGAAGCUCUGUAUAGCUUUAUAUGAAGCUCUGUAUAGAUUUAUAUGAAGCUCUGUAUAGCUCUAUAUGAAGCUCUGUAUAGCUUUAUAUGAAGCUCUGUAUAGUUUUAUAUGAAGCUCUGUAUAACUUUAUAUGAAGCUCUGUAUAGAUUUAUAUGAAGAUCGGUACAGAUUUAUAUGAAGCUCUGUAUAGCU
Messenger RNA from Pangasianodon hypophthalmus (striped catfish), 2317 nucleotides. Its product is annotated as butyrophilin subfamily 1 member A1-like. Bases 283 to 711 code for a protein of 142 amino acids. The transcript is spliced from 4 exons. The record is from RefSeq and is a predicted model, not a curated record. Lineage: Eukaryota; Metazoa; Chordata; Actinopteri; Siluriformes; Pangasiidae.